Molecule: messenger RNA, 1681 nt
Organism: Rubroshorea leprosula
Lineage: Eukaryota; Viridiplantae; Streptophyta; Magnoliopsida; Malvales; Dipterocarpaceae
Source: the annotation of a GenBank genome assembly
GAGUUGCACGGCCAGCCGCGUUUUUAGUGAGACAAGAAACAGCAAGCUUAAAGGAAAGGGCAAAGAGGGGAAAGGGGAAAGGAGGAUCAUAGGGAGAAGAGAAAGAUGAGGCCGGUUGAGAGGGUGGCAUGGAAGAAGAGAUGAUGGAGGCAGGGAGAGGAGGUUGAUGAUCGAGGAUUCGAGGGAGGUCUUCUCCCUCAUCUUCUCCCACUGCCAUUUGGGGUGACGAUUUUCAUUGCAAAUCUUAUUGUGCUGCAAUUGCGAGUCCCAUUUCUCAGAUGCGAUCCAAUCCCACUCGCCACAAAAACCACGGCGCGAGACGCCGUGGCGAGUGGGAUUGGAUCCAAUCCGGCCACGAGUGGCGAGUGGAGGACCAAAGGUCCAAGAACGAGGAAUUGGAUUAAAGACUAAAGGGCAAAAUAGGGCAGGGAAAAAAUCGUGAGUGGAAGCAGCUACGAUGACGAGAUGACCUGAGACUGAAAUUGAUUGGAUAGAGAAGUUCCUGCACAAGAAAGGGGAGACGGAGGAGAAGGUGGAGAGGAGACAAGUCUACCCUGGAGAGAUCAUGGAUGCAAAUGAAUAUGGUUGCAAUCAAUCAAGAGAGCAAGGAGGAAAAGUACUUUAUCAACAAUCACUUGAGCUUCAGAAUCAUGUUUCACAGAGAUCAUGAGACUGACUCUGCUUAAAUUGUCAGGUUUGAGGUUUCUCUAAACAGGUGUUGUACCGAUUUCCUGACUGCCUUUGUUCAACUUCCUUUACUUUCUCUGUCAUGACCUUUUUUUGAACUGUGUUCUUACUUCUAAAGUAGUUUGUAUGCAAUUAUGGAUUCUUCAUUUUAGUUUGCAACUGAAUAAUCCUCUUAGAAAUAGGGGAAAGGGGAAGGUCCACUUUGCGUGUUGCUAAGGCACUUUGUGAGCUUCAGUUGGAAUUGCACCGGCAGUCUUCAAGUUUUGAGGUUGUUGAAGUUGGAAGAAAAACACGAUGCAGGACUAAAGUAGAAGCUAAGGGUGUGGAUUUCUUAAUUAUUGAACCCUUCUUCCAAUCCACGAGGUGAGGUUCAUUGGAAUUGUACAAGUAGUCUUCAUGUUUUGAGGUUCGUUGCAGAGAGGUGGUAUCACUAUUACCAAUUCCUUAAUGAUUGAACCCUCCAUCCAAGUCAUGAAGGAGUCUUUUCUGCUCCAUCCUCUUUGCAUUAGUUUGAUUGCAUUGAUUUAAGUAGGAUUAUCUUCUAACAGGGUUAAGUGAAAAGGAUGCUCUGUUUGUCAGACAGUGAGGAGAAGAAGGUGAAUGAGUUUCAAAAGAUUGUUGAAGCAAUUAAAGUAGAAGAAGUAGAAUGCUUGUGGAGGUUCAGUGGGAAAGUGUUCAGAUCCCCAACUUUGUUUGAGGAUAUGGUUAAAUGCAUUCUCCUUUGUAACUACCAGAAUGUCACACCUAUACCUCUUUCUCUUAUUACUGUACUGCAUAUUUCUUAAUCAGUCAUUGAAUAAUCAUCCUUGGCAUGGCUUCAUUUUGCCACUAGAAUCCAUCUGGUGGCUUAUGGCUUUCAAAAUGGACAGCAGGGGAAACAGGAUGAGUGAGCAAGGGAAUCAAUUGGGUUAGCUAGUGUUCAUAAUCAACAAGAAGGCAGAAAGGAGAAGACAAUAGAGAGAGGAAAUCCGGCAACUAAACUUGCUAGAACUUC